Cajanus cajan (pigeon pea) is the source of this 2873-nucleotide messenger RNA. Its product is annotated as subtilisin-like protease SBT1.7. The record is from RefSeq and is a predicted model, not a curated record. Gene Ontology annotation, biological process: proteolysis. NCBI's taxonomy places the organism in Eukaryota, Viridiplantae, Streptophyta, Magnoliopsida, Fabales, Fabaceae. Gene Ontology annotation, molecular function: serine-type endopeptidase activity.
AUUCUUCAUAUUGCUAUAAUAUCCCCCAUUGCAAAUUUGCCAUUCCUCUCUUGGUCGUAAAACACCCUUUAUCCAUCCAUCCGCGCUCAAAUUCAGCAUUCCAAAAUCAUCCAUAAAUACCUCACGCUCACGCUCACGCUCACACUCACACACACCGUAUCCAACACCACACUUGAAUCAACCAGAAACAGAGCACUGAGCAGUGAGCACCUAAGUCCACAAGAUGAAGCCCCCCAAUUCCAUCUCCCUCCUCCUCUUCUUCCUCUUCCUCCUCACACUCUCCAUCACCAAAGCCCAAGCCCAAGCCCACCAGCCCAAAAAGACCUACAUAAUCCACAUGGACAAGUCCAGCAUGCCCGCGACCUUCACCGACCACCUCACCUGGUUCGACUCCUCCCUCAAAUCCGCUUCCCCCUCCGCCGAAAUCCUCUACACUUACAAACACGUGGCCCACGGCUUCUCCACCAGGCUCACCCCCCAAGAAGCCCACGCACUCUCCAACCACCCCGGAAUCCUCUCCGUCACACCCGAACUCAAAUACACUCUCCACACCACCCGAACCCCGCAAUUCCUCGGUCUCGACAAAUCCACCACACUCCUCCCCGCCUCCGACCAGCAGAGCCAUGUAAUCAUCGGAAUCCUCGACACCGGCGUCUGGCCGGAGCUCAAAAGCCUCAACGACGCCGCCUUCGGCCCCGUCCCCGCCACCUGGAAAGGCGAGUGCGAAACCGGCAACAACAUGAACGCCUCCAGCUGCAAUAAGAAGCUGAUCGGAGCGAGAUUCUUCUCCAAAGGCUACGAAGCCGCACUCGGACCUGUCGACUCAACCACCGAGUCAAACUCCGCCAGAGACGACGACGGCCACGGGACUCACACGCUGACCACCGCGGCAGGGUCGGCUGUGGCCAAAGCUAGCCUCUUCGGCUUGGCGUCAGGAACAGCCAGAGGCAUGGCCCCGCAAGCGCGCGUGGCGGUUUACAAAGUGUGCUGGCUCGGCGGAUGCUUCACCUCCGACAUCGCCGCCGGGAUCGACAAGGCCAUCGAGGACGGCGUUAAUGUUCUAUCAAUGUCGAUCGGAGGAAGCUUGCUGGAAUAUUACAGAGACAUAAUCGCCAUUGGUUCGUUCACCGCCAUGUCACACGGGAUUCUAGUGUCCACGUCAGCAGGCAACGGUGGGCCCAGUCAAGCCUCCUUGUCCAACGUGGCGCCCUGGAUAACCACUGUGGGAGCCGGAACUAUCGACCGUGAUUUCCCCGCCCACAUAACUCUCGGAACGGGCAAAACCUUCAUCGGAGCUUCUCUUUACAGCGGCAAACCCUUGUCGGAUUCGCCGCUUCCUCUUGUCUACGCCGGUAACGCCAGUAACUCCUCCGUCGGCUAUCUUUGCUUGCAAGACUCUCUGAUUACUGAGAAGGUUUCAGGGAAGAUUGUUGUAUGCGAGCGAGGUGGGAAUCCGAGGGUGGAGAAGGGUUUGGUGGUUAAAAAUGCGGGAGGUGCUGGAAUGAUUUUGGUUAACGGUGAAGCCUACGGAGAAGAGUUGGUUGCUGACCCUCAUCUUCUCCCUGCUGCAUCUUUAGGACAAAAAUCGAGUGAAAUUUUGAAGAAGUAUGUUUUCUCAUCAACUAAUCCAACGGCCAAGAUUCAAUUCCUAGGGACGCAUUUGGAGGUUCAGCCUUCGCCUGUUGUGGCGGCUUUUAGCUCCAGAGGACCCAAUGCUCUUACUCCAAAGAUUCUCAAACCGGAUUUAAUAGCUCCAGGGGUGAACAUCUUAGCCGGUUGGACCGGUGCGGUUGGGCCAACCGGUUUAACCGUUGACCAACGACACGUCAGCUUCAACAUAAUUUCCGGCACUUCCAUGUCGUGCCCGCACGUGAGUGUCUUGGCCGCGAUUCUCAAGGGCGCGCACCCUCAGUGGAGCCCCGCCGCAAUUAGGUCAGCGCUGAUGACCACGGCGUACGUGAGUUACAAAAACGGCGAAACGAUUCAGGAUAUCGCCAAUGGACAAGCCGCGACGCCGUUUGAUUACGGCGCGGGACACGUGGACCCCGUGGCUGCGCUUGAUCCCGGUCUCGUCUACGAUGCGAACGUGGAUGAGUAUCUGGGGUUCUUCUGCGCGCUGAACUACACGUCGCUUGAGAUAAAGCUUGCCGCGAGGAGGGACUUCACGUGCGACCCGAAGAGGGAGUACCGAGUGGAGGAUUUCAACUACCCGUCGUUUGCGGUUCCUUUCGAGACGGCUUCGGGGAUUGGGGGCGGUUCGGAUGCGGCGAAGACAGUGAAGUACUCUAGGGUGCUCACUAACGUGGGGUCCGCGGGGACUUAUAAGGCUUCGGUGUUGUCCGGUUCUUCGAAGGUGAAGAUUGUGGUGGAACCGCAGGAACUGAGUUUCGCGGAACUGUACGAGAAGAAGGGCUAUACGGUGUCGUUUACCUCCACUUCGAUGCCGUCUGGAACGACCAGCUUUGCACGUUUGGAAUGGACGGACGGAAAGCAUAGAGUUGGUAGUCCAAUUGCGUUCAGCUGGACUUGACAAUUGGAUUUGGCAUGACGUGACUCCGAUAUAUAUCUUAUUAUUAUUUAAAUUUAAAUGGUGUCCUCACUCGUGGUGGAUCUGGAUGAUGGACUAUGGCCCAAAUGAAAGGGGUCACUUGAUUGUUGCUCUUUAUGCUAUGGUUUUGGGCCCAACAAGGAGGCCCGGCCUGGCCUUACAGAGCUUCUUCUUGUUAUGUAUCACUAUGUUAUUUUUAUUCGAUAGGCUCAAGUUCAGGAAUAAUAAUUGUACAUAAAAAAAAGGUAAUGGGGGCACCUGUAUCAUUCUAUGCAUGUAUCAUAAUAGCUUUCAAUUAUUGGUAUCUUUCCAGUUUUGAGGUUUU